AUGGCUCAUUUUACACGUUUUGUUUCAUUUGAAGAUAAAUUCAAUACAAAUUUAUUUACAUUUAUUCUUCCAAGUACAUAUUUAUUAGGUACAGAAGAAAAAUUAAUAACACGAGAAUUUAUUUGUCGACAUAUACCAUUUGCAUUAACAUUUGUUAAAAAUGGUGAUCAAUUAAAUGCAUUUCUAUUACAUCGUAGUCGUGACACAGAAAGAAUUGAAAUGACACUUGAUUUAAGUGUUACAUUAUUAUGUCGGGAACAUUUUACACGUAACGAAACAUUUAUUGAAAAAAAUUGUAAAUUUACAAAUAAAGUCACUUUACAUGGAAGAAAAUCAUUUACAUCAGUCAAUCGUUUAUGUUCAGUUGAUUAUAUGGAUGAACGUGGAAAUAUUCAAUGUGAACUUGAAAUAAAAAAUCUUUCUAUAUCAUAUAUAACAGAAGUACAAUUAACACCACAAUUAAUUAAUCCUCAAUAUGCACAUGUUAUACAUCCUACGAAUAAUCGACAACCCAUUGAUGCUAAAAUCGAAACACCAUCAUUUUUCUAUUCAAAUUAUGAAUGGUGUGUUGUUAUACAACCAAAACUUGAUAGUGUAGGACAACUUGGACAUUUUCGAAUGUUUAUACAACGUUUAACACCAUGUGAUCAUUCUGUUAAAUUAACAUAUCGUGUUAAAUUAACAGCUGGAUCUUAUACAUGGGAUCCAUAUCAAGAACGUAGAAUAACUAAUCCACAUGAUAGUAAUACAUAUGAAAUAAAUUAUACUGAUGUACACGGUUUAUGCCGUCCAUAUCGUAUUGAUCGUGUACGAGAAUNUAAAUAA
Rotaria sp. Silwood2 is the source of this 825-nucleotide messenger RNA. The record is from the annotation of a GenBank genome assembly. NCBI's taxonomy places the organism in Eukaryota, Metazoa, Rotifera, Eurotatoria, Philodinida, Philodinidae.